Molecule: messenger RNA, 1974 nt
Organism: Aspergillus heteromorphus CBS 117.55
Lineage: Eukaryota; Fungi; Ascomycota; Eurotiomycetes; Eurotiales; Aspergillaceae
Product: proline-rich nuclear receptor coactivator motif-containing protein
Exons: 1
Coding region: 166-1572 (468 amino acids)
Source: RefSeq, a predicted model, not a curated record
UCUAGCGCUCCGGUACAGGCUGCUGGGCAGUGCUUCGUACUACGGCCGACUUGUGACUGGCGUUCGAGUCGCCUUUAUUCUUAUUGUUUUCGUUCCUGAUAUCAUCUCGAUUCCAUUUCAGCUUCUCUUCAAAGGCUGUCUAUUUAUUAAGCCUACUCAUUCACAAUGUCCUCUCAGUCUUCCACUCCUCCAACACCCAAAGGCCCGCGGAACAACAACCGGCGCAACUCAAAGAGAAACAUGACCCCAUCUACUCAGAAAGUUGCCAUAUUGGCAACCCCUCCAUCAUCACCGCCAAGAAACAUGAGCCCUGGCGGGACCACCACCGAUUCCUCAGUUAACGUCAACGGGUCGAAGAAGAAGCCUGGUCGGUCAAGUAAAAAGCCACGAGAGGUAUCGAAAGCGUCCCCAGCUCCCAAGGGUCAUCGCCACACGUCUUCGCAGCCAAGCAACAUUGCCACACCUCAGGCGAAGGAUAGCUCCCAUUAUGCAGGUCCGACUUUCCAUGCAUCCCCAGCGCCGUCGGCACUCCCGAUCCCCAGUUUCUUCUCAAAGUCUCUACCUGAGUCAGACCUUGCCCCCGCUUUGGAUCCCGAAAGUGACAAUCUCGAUGUCGAACCGGAUCUUGAAUAUACACCCUCGAAACCGAAGUCGCGCCCCCAGGCGCAGGAAGAAGAACGUCAAUCGACCCCAUUGGACUUCCUUUUCAAAGCCGCAGUCGAGGCCAGGAAUUUACAGAACCAGCGCAGUCCCGAAUCGAACAUUGGAAUCCAGUCGCCGCAGACUGAUUUUAAAACCCUUCAACACCGUAAUAAGCCAAAUGGCACUGCCGGUGAGCUGUUCCGCAUGGAGAUGGAAGAUCCAGAUUCAUAUAACUCUCGGAUUGGGCCUUCUUUUGCCACCCCAUAUAAAGAGCGCAUGAAUGCAUUACGUUCAGCCAGUUCGCCUUCGCCACCUAUGAUUGAGCUUGAUGAGCAACAGAAAAGAGCCAAAACCGAAGCAUUGAAAACUUUGUUACUCAAUCCUCGUCCACAAAGGCCUUCAUCGUCAAUUGUCAUUUCAGAGCAAGCCAACAGAGCUACGGAGCGACCAGCUGCAGACUCCAACGUACCCCACUUUGCAACGCCGUUGAGAACAACUUCGGGACCGCCAGCGCCUCUCUCUUACGGCAUGUCGCGUGAUCAGAAGCAAUCAUUCACUGGGAAUGGAUUCCAUUUAUCAUCACCACCACACAUACACUCGACUGCUUUUCAACAGUACCAGCCUCAGAACUCUCCGCUGAGACAAGAAAUCCUCUCGCCGAAGGUCGAAAACUUACCGGGCGUUCCUGCAGAAGCGUACUACCCCCCAACCGCUAUUUACGAACAGCCAAAAUCUCCACCCAAGUAUGCGCAGUAUCCCUUGUAUUACCCUCCUGUCCAGCACCAAUCACCAGCUUCACGAAGUGUGUCAACGAGUACGAAUGCCCAGGCCUACGACGCGAAAAAAAUGGAGGAUGAUCUCCGAAGGAUUUUGAAACUUGACGUCAACCCCGGGUUGCCAACGAGCGGCAUCCAGAGCUCCUUCGCCUGACGCAAAUUAACAUGACGCUUCAGUAUCCGUGGGGUUCUUUCUUUGUGCGCCUUUGUUUCAAAAUAUCGAUCCACCACGACGGUUAUUUCUGGCUGAACUGUGCUUGAGUGCACACCUCUGAAAUUCGACUUAACCAUCCGAAGCAUGCCUGAUUCCUAUUGCGCUCUUUCAACAUCCGUUUCAGAUCCCCAUAUAUCGCUUUCAUUGCCCACACUCCUCAUAUCGUCAGAUGACUAAAUCGUCAUCUUUGUACCUUCCCAAAGGUAUCUUUCUGGUUUACUCCGCGGUUCCCUGUUGGUAGCGGCUAUCGUUGUGGCCCACAGGGCUUAUAUAUCCCUCUUGGGGUGUCCCUAUACCUCUAUUUGCAUUGAACCCGGAGUCGGGCUGCCUUUUGAAUAUUAC